Molecule: messenger RNA, 524 nt
Organism: Aspergillus nomiae NRRL 13137
Lineage: Eukaryota; Fungi; Ascomycota; Eurotiomycetes; Eurotiales; Aspergillaceae
Exons: 3
Coding region: 81-524 (147 amino acids)
Source: RefSeq, a predicted model, not a curated record
UGCGACCGAUCCAUAAUUUUCCUUGAUCGAUCCAAUUCCAUCAUGGAUGUAUUCUAUGCUUAUACCUACUCCACAGCGGGAUGGCUCUCACUGCAGAGCAUAUCCUUGAUCACCGUCCCGCAGAUCAUGACAACCUUGCUGUUGGACGAGACCAGAUCGGCUUCUGUCCUAACGGUGAUGCUGACGGAUCGAUCCCUUUGAACUCCACGGUGUCGGAGCCAGUGACCACAGAAGACAGCGAUCCCAAGGGACCAUAUGCCGUCCCCACAUUGAUCGUAACAGGGCUUUUCCAGGGAUUUUCUGCCUUCUACGCGUAUACCCGGUACUUGUCCUCGGGUCACACUGCCUUUGCUAUAGGGAUGAUCGGGUACUCAAUGACGGCCGCCAUUGGGCUCUGGUGUGUACUCUUUGCCAGCAGUAAUGGGAAGAUUAGUCGGAAGACGGGAGCAGACAAGAGAACGGCAGGAUUUCCAUUCAAAAACACGGAGGCAGCUAAGAAACAUGCGUGGAAGAAAAGCUCAUGA